UUCGAUAUAUAAAAAAUUAAAAUCAUACUGUAAAUGAGUUUGUUUUGCAUUUUAUGUAAAAAAGUGAGAUAUCUGGUUUGGAAUGAUAGCAGUUAUAUAUUUAUAUUAAGUUCUAUCAAAUGAACACAAAACAUACAAACAUACAAAAAAAUCAUUUGUGUUUCAUAUUCAUACUCACAAAAGGAAACCCUAAAACGUUGUAAUCAAACUUAUACUCAUAAUUCUUUAGAAUACUCUCUGCUCUAUUGGUACCACGUAAAAUACAAAUUUUGCGUAGCUUCCUACAAAGACGUUUUUACUUACGAAGUUAAAGUAAUUUUUGCAAUAUACACGAAAAAAAAAAUAAAGAAGUGAUAAUGUUUAAGUGAUAAUAAUAAAUUAACUGAAAAUGGGAAAGGGUAUCGAAACGUAGUAAUGUCAGCUACUGAGUAAUUAUGUGUACUUAUUUUAUAAAGAUAAAUAACAAAAUUUUAUUAAUGGCAUCCUAAGUAAUAAGCGCUUGGUUUAGUAAAUUCGGGAAAAUUGUGCAAUAAUAAUAACCGGUAAAGUCGAAAUGCUUCACUCUUUUUACUUUUAAAUUCUUUUAUUCUUCAUAUUUCAGGUUAGGAUAAAGAUAUUGACAAGCGGUUUUCACUGGCCUGAUGGGACCUCAUUUGACUAUCUGUCCACGGUGAAGUCAUACCGUUGCAUUUAUUAUUUUUGCAAAAAAUAUAUUUUUUUGCGAAUAUAUCAGAAAAUGCCACCUGGUGGCAAACAGCAAUGGUGUCACAUAUAGCACGAUUGAUAGCCCAGUAAAAGCAUUUUUUAAAGACUCCAUGUGUAUUAAAAUGCGUUAAGCCUUUGUAUGUUAUAUUAUGACAUUAUUAACGAAAAUGUCCGAACACCCCACCACUUUGCUUUAGAGCAAACAGUAUUAAACAAAAAAGAUUAAAAUUUGUCAUAAACUAUAUUAGAAAUUUUUGUAGAAACAGUUUUAAAAAUCUUGAAGAUUUCCAGCACUUUCGCUUGGCUGAAUUACUUAUUUUUUUUUUUUUUGCAAAUUUCUAUAUGUCCGACCCUUCGCUCGGUACAUUUGAGUACAUUCAAAGUCAAGAAACCCUUUUAAAUUUACUUUUACUGACUGAGAGUGUUAAAUCAGCGCAAAUCACGUGGGACAUUAGGGCGUCCGCCAAAAGCCACAGGGAAAUGCAAGUCUGGAUACCAGGGUUAUUCAAUUAGCAGCGCAUAUAGCCGCCAAAUGGAUUUGAAAUUGCUUUCUAAAUCAAUAAACAAAAAGGACAGCGUUCAGGUGUAUAAAAGGCGUACGUCUGAUCCUGGAUAAUUCAGUAGGUUCUGUUCUAUUGUUAAAGUGCUGCGUUUAUAUAGCAAAAGAAAAUGAAGUUUGCAAACAGCCAGUUUGUUGCAAUCCUUAUUGUCCUCAGCGUAUUGUUCUACAUGUUUUCUGUAACUGAAGCCACUUAUAGAAAACCCCCAUUUAACGGGUCAAUAUUUGGGAAAAGAUCUGGACUGAAUACCGAAUAUGAAGCGGCGAGUAAGGCUCUGUCGGCAAUGUGCGAAAUAGCAAAUGAUGCGUGUCAGUCAUGGUUUCCAUCCCAAGAAAAGUGAAGAAAAGGCUACCCCAACUACUUCGAAAAUUACCUAUAUACGACAAUAAGAAUUAUGUCAAUUUUCUAAAAUUAAAAUAAUCCACAAUCAAACCUUAGUAGUUAAUAACAUUCACGUGUCCUUUGCUCCAGGAUAAAAAGAUAACCAAAUAAUUAAGCAACAAGUUUCAUAAAAACGCCAUUUUAUUCACACGAGUGGCUGAAGAAGUUUAUUAAUGUGUUGCAUAGUAUAUUACAUCGCCAACAUAUUCACUGAUUGACGUGAUCAAAAUUAACGAACAGCAAAUGACUAAAAUGUAUCGAAAACAAACCUGUGACUAAAAUACCGGAAAUUUAAGAAGCGACUCACGACCAUGGGUAACUAAGCAGACGUCUUAAGGUGAGUAAGUACUUUAAAUUAUUAUAACUAAUUUUGCAAUAUUUUUCUACUUUAGUCACGCGUUUGGGAGCGUAAAUUUUUGCAAAAUUUAGCCUCUGACGCACUUUUGGGACGAAAUUACCAUAUUGAUAAAAGAAAUAUUCAUCUCUCGUAAGAUAUAAGAGGGAAACCCCGAAAACUAUAAAGGUAUUAACUUAAUCAAUACUUAUCUAAAACUUACC
Molecule: messenger RNA, 2204 nt
Organism: Cylas formicarius (sweet potato weevil)
Lineage: Eukaryota; Metazoa; Arthropoda; Insecta; Coleoptera; Brentidae
Gene: SIFa
Product: SIFamide-related peptide
Exons: 3
Coding region: 1375-1605 (76 amino acids)
Source: RefSeq, a predicted model, not a curated record